Sphaeramia orbicularis (orbiculate cardinalfish) is the source of this 2002-nucleotide messenger RNA. RefSeq names its product G protein-coupled receptor 184 (gene gpr184). The coding region runs from base 394 to 1440 and encodes 348 amino acids. The record is from RefSeq and is a predicted model, not a curated record. The transcript has 2 exons. Gene Ontology annotation, biological process: G1/S transition of mitotic cell cycle; G protein-coupled receptor signaling pathway; negative regulation of G2/M transition of mitotic cell cycle. Gene Ontology annotation, cellular component: membrane. NCBI's taxonomy places the organism in Eukaryota, Metazoa, Chordata, Actinopteri, Kurtiformes, Apogonidae. Gene Ontology annotation, molecular function: G protein-coupled receptor activity.
UCUUGGUCUCAUCCCGUCUCUGCACUCUUUGCUGACAUUUCAACUGUGGUUGUCAACGGCGCAUCAACUCAACCACAGUGAAACAUUCAGAUAGAAUUCUGUUACACACUUGUACCGGCUGAAGGUUAUCUCCUGCAGUUAUAAUAAGAGAGCACCAUGAGGGACUAUCAAGGCUGGGCUUUAUGUCAGCAGAUGUGAAGAGGCUCCCUUGAAGCUGCUCCUCUGACCUUCCUGGACUGAACUCUGUCAAACUUUAAACAGCUCUGGAAUGUGUCUGAAGCUCAUCACGUACAGGACAGCUCUGUUUUACGCUCAAGACACACCUCUGACCAAAUAACAACAGGUGAAUUUCUAACCAGCAAAGUCAUUAAAAAUAUAUAUAUAAAAGGGACGAUGAAUGUAACAUCUACACCUCCAUCAUCAUCAACAACGGUUGCAAACUCAACUGUAUGUGUUCGAAUUGGAGCUAAUGCUAUCAGCGACGUCCUGAUGUCGGUUUACAUCCUGGCUUUUAUCUUUGGUUUGAUCUUCAAUGUUCUUACCUUUGGCCCGAUUGUGCAACAAGUGAAACGACAAAACGUCCUGGGCAUCUUCUUGCUCUGCCUGUCUCUAUCUGACCUACUUUUCAUCUUCACCAUGCCACUUUGGAUCAAUUAUUAUCUGCAGGACCACCACUGGAGGCUAGGUCCCGCCUCAUGCAACAUUGCUGGCUUCUUCUACUACUCCAACAUGUACAUCAGCAUCUUCCUGCUUGUUUGUAUCUCUGUAGACCGCUGCGUGGUGGUCACAUACCCACUUCGCUCCAAAACCCACCGUACGGCGUGCUACGUGUGGGCACAAUGUGCUGCAGUUUGUGUCAUAGUGAUUGUUCUGCAUGUUAUGGUACUAAUAAACGACAACCUCACAGAUGCACACGAUGAGGUCAACAACAAUGACCGCUGUUAUGAGACCUUCCCCAUGACGUCUCCUAUUGCUUUGUUCAACAUGCUAAGAGUGGGGUUUGGCUUUGUGCUGCCCCUGCUGAUUUUGGCAGUGAGCUACUGGAAGGUACUGGCCACUGUCGGUCAGAGUCCUGGUCUGAGCGCCCAAGCUAAGAGGAAGGUCCGUUUGCUGUCCUUUGGGGUAAUUGGGAUCUUCUCAGUUUGCUUCGCUCCUUAUCACAUUCUCUUGCUUGUACGCUCUUUAGUUUUCUACCACAGUGACAAUACACUACCCGACGGAAGCUACUGCCAAUUUGAACAAAAAAUGCACUUCUACUUCUCAUGCACACUGGCUCUAUCCAGUCUAAACUGUGUGGUGGACCCUGUGCUCUAUGUGCUGGUCAGUAACGGGUUCCAAAAGGAGGUCAAACUGUGCUGCACGAGACAAAAAAGGACACAGACAGAAGAAUGUGCCUUAACUGCAUACAACAGGGAGAAGUGUAAUAAUAACUUAAUAUGAAAAAUAAGCUACAUGGUAAAUAUGUUGGUAUAUAUGUACAUUUAUAUACAUGCAUGAGUGUGUACUGUAUGUGCCUUUAAACCCGAUUAUGCAUAAUGUGUUGUUUUAACAUAUGACCACCUUCAAACUUAACGACUGAGUGGCAGGAUAAUUCACAUGCUAUGUGCAACCUCUGACAUGCAGACAAUCAGAACAGAAUCAAUUUCCUGUAUUCUCCAUCUCAUCCUGAGCAGAGGCGGAUUUGAAUAACAUGCAUGUUGGUAAUUGGAUUUCAGUCCUAGGUUCUGUUCUCCCAAGAGUUCUUCAGUGGCAGCCACUUCUGGUUUGUGGAUGGCCAAUACCGGAGCUGAAGUACUCUUGUAUUUUCCCUCCAAUCUAACAAGGAUAUUGUGACCGUAAUUGUGUGACCCUGGUAUAACUAAAAGUGCAUUAUCUCUGAAGCAAAAUAAAAAAAUAUAUAUAUUUAUCUGCACGAACAUGUCCUCAAUGUCUGACUUGCAUCAAAAUAUUGGGUUGUUGUAUUUGUACAGUUAAUUGAAAUAAACCAGUGAUGUCAACAGAU